AAAAAUAAAAAUAAUGAACAAAUAAUUGAAGUUGAUGAUGAUCUCAGUGCUGUGUGUAUAUAUAGAGGCUUAAAGCUCAUUCACUCUCGAACCCGAUCGAGCUUUAUUAGUUUAUUAUAACUCUAUUUAAUUCCAAGAAGAUGGGUAAGGAAGUGUUUGAUACAUUCUUUUUGAUUCACGGAGCACCGCUGGUGCUGAUCGACGACACAUUACCCGCCAGAAACUUCUUGAAGUCGUGGAGGGAGAAGAUCUUGCCGGAGAAGCCCAAAUAUGUCCUCGUGAUUUCGGGUCACUGGGAGACCAACGAACCCUCCAUCAAUGUCGUAGUCCGCCAUGAAACAAUCCACGAUUUCGAAGACUUCCCGCCCGAGAUGUACGAGCUCCAGUACCCAGCUCCGGGAUCUCAAGAACUGGCCACCAAGGUGAACGACGUCCUAGUGGCCGCCGGGUACAAGCCUCUCCACGUGGACACAAAGCGAGGCCUCGACCACGGAGCCUGGGUCCCACUCAUGGAAAUGUACCCCGAAGCCGACGUGCCGGUGUGCCAGCUCUCCAUCCAGUCCCACGAGAACGGAACCUAUCACUUCAACUUGGGCAAGGCCCUGGCUCCUCUCAGGGAGCAAGGAGUCCUCAUCAUCGGCACCGGAAGCGUCACCCACAACAUGGAGUCCCUCAUCGUCAACAACGUCGGCGGCACCGUGGCCGACUGGGCUCUCGAGUUCGACGACUAUGUCAAGGACGCGCUGCUCAACGGAAGGUACGAUGAGGUGAACCAGGCUUUGGAGAAACAUCCGCACGCCAAGAUGGCUCACCCGGAUGGACCAGUGCAUUUCUAUCCCCUACUGGCGGCCAUCGGGGCCGCCGGAGGGCAAAAAGCCAAGGCGGAGCUCAUUCAUCAUAGCUUUAGCCGGCAUACUAUUUCCUAUGCCAACUACCGGUUUAAGUCAGCUGAGUGAAUCAUGUUGUCUGAUUUCUUCAAAGCCUGAUCUACGCGCGUGUGUUGCUAUCUGUGGACGUACGUAUGCGUGUGCAUUACUUCGUUUUUAUCUUUUCCAAUAUAAUUAUCAUUAUUAUUUUUAAUGUUUGUGUGAUCGACCUCGCUGCAGUGUUGAUUUUGUUCUUUUGGGUACGCAUCUGCAACAAAUCUGUGUGUGUUUUGCAGACAUGAGGUGGGGUUGUAUGUGUAUGUAUUCACUUAUCUAUCAAUAAAAGAAUUCAGCAAUAAAAUUAUUCUCUCUGGAAAAAUUUUAUUUUUGGGACAA
Rosa rugosa (rugosa rose) is the source of this 1262-nucleotide messenger RNA. RefSeq names its product extradiol ring-cleavage dioxygenase-like. Gene Ontology annotation, molecular function: ferrous iron binding; oxidoreductase activity, acting on single donors with incorporation of molecular oxygen; zinc ion binding. The record is from RefSeq and is a predicted model, not a curated record. NCBI's taxonomy places the organism in Eukaryota, Viridiplantae, Streptophyta, Magnoliopsida, Rosales, Rosaceae. Bases 141 to 956 code for a protein of 271 amino acids. The transcript has 2 exons.